Penicillium verhagenii is the source of this 1572-nucleotide messenger RNA. RefSeq names its product sugar porter family MFS transporter. Bases 1 to 1572 code for a protein of 523 amino acids. Gene Ontology annotation, cellular component: membrane. Gene Ontology annotation, molecular function: carbohydrate:proton symporter activity. Lineage: Eukaryota; Fungi; Ascomycota; Eurotiomycetes; Eurotiales; Aspergillaceae. The record is from RefSeq and is a predicted model, not a curated record. Gene Ontology annotation, biological process: carbohydrate transport; transmembrane transport. The transcript has 4 exons.
AUGGCUUACGUGCUAGUCACUCUCUGUUGCGCUUUUGUUGCUCUGGGCUCAUUCUUAUUCGGCUAUGACUCCGGUAUCAUCUCGUCCAGCAUAGCGCAAAAUGCUUUCUUGAACAAAUUCGGAUCCCCCGCUCUGUCAGAUGCGGCGAGCGGCGGGAUUAUCUCCUCGUACACAGGAGGGGCAAUCGUGGGGUCUUUGUUAGCACCCUACAUAUCUGAUUUCAGCGGCCGGAGGAUGGUCAUCUUCAUUGGAGGACUGCUUGCUACCCUCGGUGCUGCACUUCAGGGAGGUGCUGUCACUAUUGCGAUGCUAAUCGCUGGUCGAUUCAUCGCGGGCUUGGCAAUCGGUCUCAUGUCCGCCACAAUCCCCGUAUAUUGCAGCGAAGUUGCACCGCCUCAGAUCCGUGGUAUGCUGGCAAGCAUGCAGCAAUGGAUGAUCGGCCUGGGAAUCAUGGUAGCUCAAUGGGUGGGGUACGGAUGUUCCCGCUAUCCCGACGACUUCGCCUGGAGAUUUCCUCUAUCCCUACAAACAGCACCAGCCAUCAUUCUCACGUGUGGAGUAUGGUUUCUCCCCGAAUCGCCUCGCUGGCUCAUCGAACACGGCAAAGAAGCCGCCGGGCGGUCGGUACUGACUCGUCUGCACCUAAACUUCAACGCAACCAACAACCAGCUGGUUGAACACGAGCUGGCCCAGAUUCGCGAGAGUCUCGCUUACGAGAACACAUCUGCCGUCCGCUCCUGGCGCCAACUCUUACUCUCCCCACAAUGGCGAUAUAGGAUUCUCCUAGCCUGUGGCUUACAGGCUUUCACGCAAAUAUCUGGCGCAAAUGUUAUCCAGUAUUACGGACCUCGUCUAUACAAGUCUUUGGGUCUUUCAACCUCGAAUUCACUCAUGAUCAUCGGCGUCUGGGGUGCGCUGGCGCAGUUCUGGAACACGGUCUUCAUGUUCUUCAUCGAUAAAGUGGGUCGACGAAAGCUGCUCAUUCCAUCAUUAUUGGGCAUGGGUGCAGCCAUGUGCGCCGAGGCUACGCUUGCACGAUAUGUCGACUUCAACGACAGUAACGCCAACCCGAACGCGCUCCGUGCUGCGAUCGCCAUGUUCUUUGUCUUCUCUCUGUUCUAUACGUCCCUUGGCAUGAUAUCAUGGAUUUAUCCGUCUGAGAUUUUCCCUACGGCCAUUCGAGCUCGGGGGUCCUCUAUAUCUACUGCGACAAACUGGUGUCUGAACCUGAUCUUUGCGCAGUGCUCUCCCAUUGCGCUCACGAAGCUUGGUUCAAACUACUUUUACUGCUUUGUUGCUUUCAAUUGGAUGGCCAUGCUUCUUGUUUGGCUUUUCUAUCCAGAAACCGUGGGUCGGUCUCUGGAGGAGGUGGAAGAUGUUUUCAUAAAGAAGAACUAUGUUGCGGAGCCGGAAGUUCUUCCUACCGCACCCAGUCCGGAGGAUCUACGACGAGACUCACAUAUCAAGCACAAGGGAAUGGAUCCCUUGUCCAUGCAUCCAACAAAUAGUAGCUGGGGUAGUCGCGGCAACACAUCGCCGCAGCUAUGGUGUAAGAAGAUGGAUGAAGUAUAA